Messenger RNA from Penicillium waksmanii, 1299 nucleotides. RefSeq lists its product as uncharacterized. The coding region runs from base 1 to 1299 and encodes 432 amino acids. The record is from RefSeq and is a predicted model, not a curated record. The transcript has 5 exons. NCBI's taxonomy places the organism in Eukaryota, Fungi, Ascomycota, Eurotiomycetes, Eurotiales, Aspergillaceae.
AUGCCACCUCGCAAGUCCAAGAAAGGCAAGCAGCCUGCUACUCCCAGUAGUGGAAGGGUUGAGAAGUCGCAAAAGUCCAAGACUCAGAAGAAGACAAAGUUGAGCGAUAUCGCGCAAGAGGUUCAGGCUGCAGGAGAGAGCAUAAAGGGUGGAUUGACAAAAUUCAAGACUAGUCCAUCCUCUCAGUCUGUCUCUAGCGCAGAAAAUAGAGAUAAGGCCCUUGAUCUUGACACGUCUUAUGUUGGAAAGGUCAAAAUUCCAAAAAAGGCCCCAAAGCCCCCACGUCACCGUAGAUGGAAACACAAGGGAAAGGAGUCUUUAGAGAACCCGGCAGAACUUCCCGAUGAUUGGACUGACAGUGAGCCCGAUUUAAGUGAUGAUGAUUAUGAUGCUCAGAUUGCGCGCUGUCAGGAGAGAAUCAAGGACAAUAUCAUGGUCUCGCGGUUUGAAGCAAGGCUGGAAGCUUUGGAGGUGGAUAAAGCUGAGAAGGAAUUUUGGGUUGACUCGGAGCCUUACGGGCUUAGCUGGCCCGUUAUCCAACGCCUAAAUUCCCUCAAGCAGAUGGAACAAGACCUGACCAAGAACGACCAGUAUAAACAGCUGGAAACCGUGCGAGCUAUCAUGCGGGCAUAUCGAUAUAAGUAUCUUCAGUGGAAUCAUGGCUUGGUCACGUACUGGGUCAAAGAUCGUCAGCUUUGCCAGCCGCGUCCAUUCAGGGAACCGAAACCGGGUCCAGAACCUCUGGCAGUUAAGAUGUCGUUGCCCCCAGAUUCCGUGAAUAUGCACUAUAAAAAAUUCACAUUGCGAUUACCGUCACCCGACGGUGGCACUCAGAUCACUAGCACUCUCAAUAUGAUGGAAGAUAGUGGUGCCUCGAUUGCCACACUUUAUGAAGAUGAUGUCAAGAAUAUGAUGUAUCCCCGGCCUCAUUAUGUGCCUGUGGAGAUGGUAAUUGGAAGAAGUAUCGUGACAACCUCAAAUGGACAAAUAAACCAACCAUUGAUCAAGGUUGAAAUCUGCUUGCCUCAUGAGGGCGAAGUUUUAAUACCUUGGACCCCCAUACAGGUCUUGUUGAUGCAAGGCAGACUCAGUUCAAAAACUGCCGACCGGCUCUUGGGCCCGGUUCUGCGGCGUAUGGCAUACACUGCCACCGCCCCAGAUAAUAGAGAUCGAAUUUUCAUUGCCAACAAUCGGAAGGAUUUGUUAGAUUUGCUCCCAGAAGCAGAUAUAUCCAAGGCAUAUGUGCCGGAAAUACCUGUAGAUUAUGCUCAAGAGCCAGGUCAUCCAGUUUUCUACUGA